This is a messenger RNA of Sinocyclocheilus grahami, 2977 nucleotides long. RefSeq names its product ral guanine nucleotide dissociation stimulator-like 1. Gene Ontology annotation, cellular component: plasma membrane. The record is from RefSeq and is a predicted model, not a curated record. The transcript is spliced from 13 exons. Gene Ontology annotation, molecular function: guanyl-nucleotide exchange factor activity. Lineage: Eukaryota; Metazoa; Chordata; Actinopteri; Cypriniformes; Cyprinidae. The coding region runs from base 283 to 2043 and encodes 586 amino acids. Gene Ontology annotation, biological process: Ras protein signal transduction.
AUAUUCUACCAUGAUGCGCGUUUACAGGCGUCUCUGAUAGUGUAUAGGGAAUAUAUAAGCUAAUAAUAGUUUAUUUUUAUAUCUACGAUCAUCGUUUAUUAUUCAAAAGUUUUAUAUGCAACUGUAAGAUGUCAUAAAUGGCCUGAUAACUUAAAUGUUACAUGCAAUCCUCAAGAUACAUGAUUAUUUUCUAGCGAAAUGCUUUUAUUUUCUAAAAAGCAACAUUUUUCCGGUUAUUUAUGAAGAUGGGAAGGAUUACAUGAUAAAAGCAUCCUCGUAGAAAUGGGAAAAAGGGAGUUGACAAUGGAGCCUGUUCAAGAGUGGGGUGAGGAGCACGAAAAUGGGGCGGUGUUUGGGAUCACCCUGCGCAGAGAGCCGGUCCAGCUGUCAGCCGAUCCCACAGAGGCUUUCGUUCAGUACCGAACAUGUAAAGUACGCAGGCUAAAAGCGGCCACGCUGGACAAGCUGGUCUCUCACCUUCUGGACCCCUGCUGUCAGGAGCAAGACUACGGCAGGAUACUGCUGUCCACGUAUCGCACCUUCACCAGCUCCAACAAACUCAUCGAGAUGCUCCUUCAGAGGGGCAACCUUGUCUCUGCGCUUGACGGCACCAAUUACCCUAACAGCUCCUUGUGGACUGUGCUUCAGAUGUGGUUGGAGGAGUACAGUGAUGAUUUGAGGGACGCUCCCAUGCACUCGUCACUGCGUCUCAUGUGCUUGCAGUUGAGAGGACACCCUGCUCUCUUCCUGCUGGCCAAGCGCUAUGAAACGCUCCUUAGGAAAUUCCAAGCUGAAGAUGUUGUGGCAGGUGGUCCAGUUGAUCAUCUAGAAGAAUCAGCUUUGAAUAAGGAGGAGAGAGACUUUGAGUCCGAUAACCUAAUGGAUUUCUUGAGUUUCUCCAUUACGGAUGUUGCCGAACAGCUCACACGAAUGGAUGCUGACCUGUUCAUGAAGGUGGUCCCUUUCCAAUGUCUGGGCUGUGUGUGGUCUCAACGGGACAAGAAAGAGAAUCUCUCACCCACUAUUUGGGCCACCAUCGCCCAGUUUAAUGCAGUCACCAACUGGGUCAUCACUUCUCUGCUUCGAUCCUCGUCUUCUGCCACACAAAGAGCCAAAAUCAUUGAAAAAUGGGUUCGGAUUGCACAGGGGUGCAGAGAGCUGAAGAACUUCUCUUCUCUUAAGGCCAUUUUAUCUGCCCUUCAGUCCAACCCCAUCUACAGACUAAGGAAAACGUGGGCUGCUCUCAGCAGAGAGGCCAUGUCUGUCUUUGAGAACCUGUGUGAAACAUUCCCUGAUGAGAACUGUGUUCUGACCAGCCGAGAAAUCUUUGUGGAUGAUGGGAGUCAAGCUGACAUGGAUAAUACUACCACAAAAACAUCCAAGAGAUGUCCUUUAACAAAACAGAUGCGCUCAGCUGGAGGGACAGUUCCAUAUCUGGGGACAUACCUUACAGUACUGACCAUGCUGGACACUGCCCUACCAGACACUGUGGAGGCUCUUUCCAGCUGCAGUCAGAACACUGAGGCUUUUCCCUCGUCUUCCUCUCCUGAUUCCUCCACCGUGUCUAGUUCGUCCUUCAGCUCUCAGCAGGACCUCAACCUGAAUCCAUCUUCCUCCUCUUCCUCUUCUUCAGCAUCAGCUGAUCCUCACCUGGUCUCCUCCCAUAAGCGCUCAGUCUCCAUGACCUCCCUGCCCUUCUACAACAGGCAGGUGGACGACUCCUGCAUCAUCAGGGUCAGCGUGGAGUUCUGCAACAAUGGCAACAUGUACAAGAGCAUACUGUUGACCAGUCAGGAUAAGAUGGCCCAGGUGAUCCAGAGAGCUCUGCAAAAACACAACCUGGAGGAUGUUAGUGAGCAGGACUUCACCCUCGUACAAGUUCUGGCCCAAGGCAGAGAGCUGCAUAUUCCAGAAAAGGCCAACGUAUAUUAUGCCAUGUCUACAUCAGCCAACUACGACUUUGUUCUACGUCGAUGCCCAAAAGGCCAACGGAAACAACUCAUUCGCUCUGUUUCACUGUCAUCAGGACGAGCCACAAAAUAACAGCAGAUUCAGCUCUGAUUCUGGAAAACCUUUUCUGCGCUUGCUGAAAACUGUCUAGUCAUUCAAACACAAAUGGAGAUGUCUGAGAUUGAAAACAAGUCAUUUUAAAGGAAAAAAAGACAUAUUUCUGGCCUACAUUUCACCUUGGGAGUUGAUGAAGACUUUGAGACGGCAUUUGCAAGCCGUUUGCUUAAGUAACAUGCACUAAUGAUGCAUGCAUGAUAAAACAUGAAGUAAGUAAAUAAAUAGCAUCAAUGAUGUUAACUGUAGAGCUCAAAUAUCAUGCGUUCAGUUUCAUGAAUUCAUAACCCAGGUGCUUUAAAUUGUUUUCAGUGACAAGAGACAGAUAACAGACUUCAUCUUCUUGAAUUCUUCACAUACAGUGCAGUGAUAAUGGGAUGAAGCAAAGUUUCUCAAUGACCUUCAGCUCUCAUUCUUUGACUGCCAUAAUGAGACAGUCUAGCCACAUACACUGUACGAUAAUGCGCUAACUUUGAAUAGAAACACAGUCAUACACCUAGAGGCCUGGGAUGAGACUUUUUUUAAAGGUAAGUGUCUGUAGAGACUGCCUGUGGAUAACACAUGAGUUCACAGUGUUCUUGAUUACAGCAUGAUGAUGGUGUGUGUGUGAGAAGACGAGCCACUCCAACAGGUGCAGUGGCAUUCCAGAGACACACUUUCACAUCCACUGUCAUGUGUGAUUGCAUUUACAUGUCAUUUGAUGAAUCCAUUUUUAAAAAAUAUCAUUUCUGAUUUAUUAUUGUAUGGUGUAGUGUGGCAGCUUUACUGAACAUUCAAUGGAUAUUUUUAUACCACGUCUUACUGUAUAUUCUCCUUUAUCAGCAUCAAAUUCAAGUAACUUGACUCUCCACAAUCAGUCUGCUUUGAUAAACUUUUACAAGCUCUUGCAUAGUAGAAAAGAAGACAAAUUAAA